Etheostoma spectabile (orangethroat darter) is the source of this 3642-nucleotide messenger RNA. It is a transcript of the gene luc7l3, whose product is annotated as LUC7-like 3 pre-mRNA splicing factor. NCBI's taxonomy places the organism in Eukaryota, Metazoa, Chordata, Actinopteri, Perciformes, Percidae. Bases 160 to 1602 code for a protein of 480 amino acids. The transcript is spliced from 10 exons. The record is from RefSeq and is a predicted model, not a curated record. Gene Ontology annotation, biological process: mRNA splice site recognition. Gene Ontology annotation, molecular function: mRNA binding. Gene Ontology annotation, cellular component: U1 snRNP.
UACUACCGGACUGGUUGAUCGGUUGAACCAUAAACGGGCGGCGUUGUUACAGCGUCUGCCAUUUUGAUUACAAGUACCUUGCGCGCAAUACAUGGUGUCAACUGGCUCUUCAGGAUAUAUAGCAGUUCUUUAAAUCAAGGCUACAAUCUUGUAGGCAAAAUGCUCUCAGCAGCCCAGUUACUCGAUGAGUUGAUGGGCCGAGAUAGAAAUUUGGCCCCUGACGAGAAGCGAUGCAACGUGCGAUGGGACGACGAAAGCGUCUGUCGGUACUAUUUGUGUGGCUUCUGCCCAGCUGAGCUAUUCACAAACACCCGCUCUGACUUGGGCCCUUGUGAGAAAAUCCAUGAUGAAAAUCUCAGAAUAACGUAUGAGAAGAGCUCUCGGUUCAUGAAGGAGGGCUAUGAGCGGGACUUCCUGCGCUAUUUGCAGUCGCUCCUGGCUGAGGUGGAACGUCGGAUUCGUAGAGGGCAUGCCCGACUUGCACUUUCCCAGGCUCAGCAGAAUGCAGGGGGUCCUGGUCCAUCAGGAAAGAAUGAGGAGAAGGUCCAGGUUCUAACCGAGAAAAUUGAAGACCUAGUUUUACAGAUUGAGGAGCUGGGAUCGGAGGGCAGAGUGGAGGAGGCCCAGGGAAUGAUGAAGCUGGUGGAGCAGCUGAAGGAGGAGAGGGAGCUGCUGAGCUCCACCCCCUCGACUAUCGAGAGCUUUGCAGCCCAGGAGAAACAGAUGGAGGUGUGUGAGGUGUGUGGGGCCUUCCUCAUUGUUGGUGAUGCACAGUCCCGAGUGGACGACCACUUGAUGGGCAAACAACACAUGGGCUACGCCAAGAUUAAAUCCACUGUGGAGGAGCUCAAGGAGAAACUACGUCGUCGCUCAGAGGACCCUCCAGGUGAAAGCCCAGCGCUCAAGAAGGACAGAGAAGACCGUGAGCGCGAGAGGGAGGAAAGAGAGAAAAAGCGCAAAGAGGAGGAAGAGAAGGAGAAGGAAAGGGAGAAGGAGCGUGAAAAGGAGAGGGAACGAGAGAGAGAGCGGGAGCGCGAGAAGGAGAGAGACCGAGAGCGAGAUAGAGAUAGAGACAGGGAGAGGGACCGGGACCGCAGGGCACGGCGAAGCAACUCUAACAGUCGCCACUCCAGUCGAGCAUCAGACAGGAAGAGGAGCAGAUCCCGAGAUCGCCGCAGGUCCAGGAGCAGAGACAAGGAAAGGGAGAGGGAACGCAAACGCAGCAGGAGCCGGGACAGGGACAGGGAGAGAAAGCGCAGCCGUGAGCGCUCUGACAGAAAGCGUCGCUCCCGCAGUCGUGACAAGAGGAGGUCGCGCAGCUCGGAGCGCAAAUCUCACCGCCAUCGCAGCCGCAGCAAGGACAGGGACAGAGAGGAGAAGAAAGACAGGGAUAGAGAGCGGUCAUCCAAAGACAAAGACCGUAAGGUAACGGAGGAGAGGAGCAGCUCUAAGAAAGACAAACACUCUGACGGCGAUACAGCUGCCAUCAAGGCUUCGUCAGAAGCGGAACCGAUGGAGACAGAGGCGGCUGCCUCUGCCUCCCCUCUGCUUAACGGCCAGCAAGAGCUCCUCCAUUCUGAAGGUGACACUCAGUCCAAUUAAAACUGAUCUGAUAGGACCUCAGAUCAGACUCAGGUAAGUGCGUCCUCCUCCUCACUUCCCCCUGGCUCUCAAACCAACCCCUCCACCCUCCCAUACCCCCACCUCUCCCAUCUCCCCUGCCUACCCUCUCACCCUACCUCUCCCACCCUGUUUACGUUCAGUUCAAUGCCUAUGAUUUUGUGUUAUGUACUGUGUGCAUAUAUCUUUAUCCUGUUUUCGAGUAGUGCAUCAUAAGUAUGCACUGAAGAUGAAGGACUAGGCCUGAUGAAUGAGAAGAAAAUAGAAAACAUUCACACAAAGCCAAGAGGGAAAGGCCAGUGUAGCCCUGAGCAAACAUGCCCGGAGGUACCCCUCGUUUUAUAUCGGUUUUUGCUCCUUUGUAGAUGUAUUUUUGUCUUUGUGGACAAAAUGGCAGAAAAAACAUUAACUAUUCCAAUAACUUACCUGCCUGUAUUUGUUUUUUUUUGUUUGUUAUUUACUAAGUAGGAAAAUGUAGUAAAUUUUGACUUGCUGAGAUAUUCAGCCACUGUGUGUAUACAUUUUAUCUCUUGCUCAUAUGUAAACACACAGACACACUUUCAGCUAUCGUCAAAGGUGUAUGUGGAAAAACAAGCCAUUUAUUUUUCCAUAAUCAUAACUCAAAUGCCAUGGAUUUGUUGUCCAGCUUACUGUGCCUGAUAAUGCCAUGCAGUGUGUGUUUGGGGGGUGUUUAUAGCACCGGGGGCCUUACGUAACUAACUAACUGGAGGGUAGGGUUUAUCAAAUGAAUUGCAGCUGACUUCCAUACCUCACACAGCGUUGGUGUUGUGAGCGAGACCACAUGAGAAAAGGGCAAAUUAAAAAUCAUGGAUACUCUGACUGUCAAACUGUGCAGGUACUCACCCCAGGUACUCCUUUCUCUACCCACAUCCAUUUCUGAAUGCUGUUGCCUGUCAGAAAAACAAUUCUGUACUUCUCCAAAACAUGAACUUGAAAGCUUGAAUUUGUUUUUGUUUUUUUGUUUUUUUAUUUGCUAACUUUCAAAUAUGUUUGGGGGAAAGGUAAUUUUUUAGAAAUGUCAGAGGGACACAUUUUUUAAAAUGCAAAUAAUGCACAGACAGCCUGCUUGAUAUACUUAUUCCAACUGCUAAAACUGUCACUGAUGUGUAUAUUUCCCCAUUGUGUCGUCCAGGAACAGUUUUGUUAGGAUAUUUUUAUUGUCACAUUUGUUCAGUUUUUCUCCAUCCUUAAUUGGUCGUUGAAUCCGGUGGAAAAAAUAGUCAAGUGCACUUUUGCAUUGGUGUAAGGAAUAUCAAACAGGUUCGUCACUGUUUUUUAAAUGGUAGGGCCAAAAGUGGAGCUUUUUUGUAAUGAGCUUAGUGUACAGGUCUGCUCAAAAUAGUAUUUAAAAUACAUGCAGUUGAAUAAAAGUAUUGCUAUAUUUUGGCAAAAUGAUAUUAUUGUGCUGGUAUAUGGUUAGUAUGUGUGCAUUAUUAGCAGUGUCCCUUGUUUAUGAUCUACACCUUCCUCUGUGGCUAAAUUGAGGGAUAUGUUUGACUAUUUGCCUUUAAAUAGAAGCUAGUGUUGCUCCAGUAGCAGCAGUUGUUGCUUCAAGCACUUGUUGUGGGACCUUUGCUAACAUUGCAUUUUGUGAACAUUUUUGUGAACAGGGGAAGCUGGGAUAUCUGGUGGAGGAAGAAGUGGAAGAGCGCACCCAUCCUUUACCUGAACCUGACACAUCGCUGCUUAAAAACAAGGUGAACCACAAGUGUGUAGUGGCUUAUUUAAAAACAUGAACCUAACGUGUGUAAAUGAGGGGAGAGGGAAAAAAAUUAAUUGAUUUUCAUGUUCCAUGUUUCUUUUGUCUGGAUGAGGGUAGUUUGUGGUUCAUCUGAUGUAUUUCUUGGUCUAGAUGUCAGUCAGGCAUCACGUUGAAUACCAAACUUUGAGAAGUUCAUUAUGGGGUUUUGUGUUAUUUAGAAAAUCUUUACACAUCCUCCUUGUUUCUUGGCAUUUAGUUAAAAAAUAAAAUAAAAAAAACAGUGCUUGUGGUUUGUUUUG